UGGUUUUAACAAAUCACUCGCGUUUCCUUUUUUAUAUCAAAACCCUAAUUUCAUCGGGGAUUCUGUUUCAGCCUCGAAAUACCUAUCUCUCUCUCCCCCUCUCUCUCGCUGAAGCCCUCGACCGAUUGCCAUUGGACCGCAAUCCCUCCAUCGAUCCUCGCCAAUCUCUCCGCAACGAAACUGCAGGAAAUUUUUUCUUUUUCUAAGAUGUCUCCAGCUUCUAAAUCCAAGUCCAAGGACAAAAAGGCCAGCAAGGAACCCCAGAAGGCUUCAGCAAAGUCUUCAGGACCUGCUAUUGCAGGUAGUGGUAUCCCUGCUAGUGCAUACGAUCCACUUUUGGGAACAUUCCAUACCCUUGAAACAUCACCAACUACCUCCGGUUCACCUCUUCACACUAAUGGCCGUUUCCGAAACAUAGAUGAGACAGAUGAGCAUCCUGGAGGCUUGCUUGCAGCUGGGGUUGAGUAUGAUUCUGUCUCCAAUAAUGGUAGCUGGUCUGGUGAGUCCGAAGACCAGAAAGAAAAAACAUCAAUUCUUCCUGCUCGGCAUGAAACUAUACCAGGUGCUGACGGUGACAAGCGGGAGAAAAUCCGCCAGAAGAAUGAACGGAAGCAUCAGCGCCAGAAGGAAAGGCGAGCUCAGGAAUUGCGUGAGCGUUGCACUGGCUAUCUCAUGUCGAGAAAGCUUGAAGCACUUGCUCAACAGUUUGUGGCAAUGGGAUUUCCACAUGAGCGGGCGACAAUGGCCCUCAUACUGAAUGAAGGAAAAGUAGAGCAGUCAGUUAUUUGGCUGGUUGAAGGUGGUGAAGAAGCAGAAAAGCACACGGAUCAAAACCUUGCUGGGAGUAAUUUGAAAAUUGACAUAUCAGAAGAACUUGCUCUGAUUUCAGAUAUGGAAACAAGGUACAAGUGCUCAAAACAGGAAGUUGAAAGAGCUGUCGUUGCCUGUGAGGGUGAUCUUGAGAAGGCGGCGGAAACUCUAAAAGUAAUGAAGCAAGAUCCACUAGAUGCUCCACCUAAACCAGAAGAAACUGGCGAUCCUCCGACCAUUAGUAAUGGCAAGCUUACAGUUGCAGCUACUAACUCAAGACCACAAACAAAAAAUCCUCCUACCAUACAACAGAAAAAGGAUGAAAGGGAUUUCAAUUAUACAAAGACAGCAGCUACAAAUGUAGGGUCUUCAGAACCAGGGAGCAAAAAUGUGCAGCAGUCUUUGAAGAGAAUACAACCGAAGUCAGAAUGGGCAAGACCCCAACAAACUGCUCUGUCAGCUGAGAAACAGUGGCCGAGUGCUGCACCAAGUCAUUCAGCUUCCUAUUCUUUGGCAUCACCUGUGGCAUCACCCCUGCAUCUGUCAACUUCACCAGCCAAGACAGAAACCCGUUAUGUGGCCGUUGGAAAUGAAUUCAAGAACCUUCAGCCUGGAACAGUGAGGGAACCAAUUGUAAUGAUGCAGCGGCCACAAUCUGUGAGUAGGCAGGGGCCAACCACUAACAUGAGCUCAUCUCCUCCUGGAACAGCCGCCAGUUGGUAUCCUACGAAUGGUGUUGAAGUUAUGAAGUCCAAUGGCUUUUUGCAACAAAUUCCUAGCACUAGAGGCCUCAGUCCAAACAAUCUGAGCUUGAAUCAGAUGUACCACCUUCAAUAUCAGCAACAGCAACAGCAACAGCAACAGUUUUAUCCUGGCAGCAGCCCGGGGGAUUCCCCAGGAACCAGUCGAGGGAAUAGUAUAUUGAGUAGAACAGGUGCAUUUCCUACACUUGCUGCUGCUUCCUCCCUUGGACUCUUCUCUGGGUUGAAUUCAACUGGCUCGUCAGGGUCAUCAUCUCCAGUAGACUGGAGCACUGGUGGAUCAGUGUCUCACUUAGAUUACACCAGCGUAGACUGGAGUUUGAAGAGAGAGUCGUCUUCACCAAGUUCUAAUGGGUUGUGGCUAGGGCCGCCUUCUUUUACAAGGAACAACACCCACAUAUAUGAUUCAAAUACUCCUGGAGUUAGUGCUCAGCCGGCCAUGAGAUCAGUGCCUCGUGCAAAUGGCGUGCCCAUAGCAGGGUUGCAGGGCGGUGGAGUGGUCACUGCUGAUACAUCGGCUGCUGCUUCUAGGGAGUGGACAUCCCCCUUUGAAGGGAAAGAUCUUUUUAGUUUACCCAGACGGUUUGUUUCUUCUCCUUCGCUGUAGUGGGUGAAGUGAAAAGAAUUUUAUUGAAUAAAAUGAAAAAAAAGGAAGACCUAGAAAAUGUGCGUGGAUUUCAUGUUGGUGUUGGUUCCUAUGAUGCUGUGGUGUUGAUGAUGUUGUUGGUGGAAAGCUUUUAGUGAAAGAAAAAGAAUCUAAGAAUCCUUCUGCUUGA
Messenger RNA from Alnus glutinosa, 2347 nucleotides. RefSeq lists its product as uncharacterized. Bases 208 to 2178 code for a protein of 656 amino acids. The transcript has 2 exons. Lineage: Eukaryota; Viridiplantae; Streptophyta; Magnoliopsida; Fagales; Betulaceae. Gene Ontology annotation, molecular function: protein binding. The record is from RefSeq and is a predicted model, not a curated record.